Messenger RNA from Staurois parvus, 387 nucleotides. NCBI's taxonomy places the organism in Eukaryota, Metazoa, Chordata, Amphibia, Anura, Ranidae. The record is from the annotation of a GenBank genome assembly.
AGGGGUGGAGGACCAGUGGAGGCCAGUGGAGGGAUUGGCAGAGAGGGAUGGAGGACACUGAGUGGAGGCCAGUGGAGGGAUUGGCAGAGAGGGAUGGAGGACACUGAGUGGAAGCCAAUGGAGGGAUUGGCAGAGAGGGGGAGGACACUGAGUGGAGUGGAGGCCAGUGGAGGAGUGGAUUGGCAGAGAGGGGUGGAGGACACUGAGUGGAGGCCAGUGGAGGGACUGGCAGAGAGGGAUGGAGGACACUGAGUGGAAGCCAGUGGAGGGAAUGGCAGAGAGGGGUGGAGGAGUGGAGGUCAGUGGAGGGAAUGGCAGAGAGGGGUGGAGGAGUGGAGUGGAGGUCAGUGGAGGGAUUGGCAGAGAGGGGUGUCAGAUACAGAAUGG